CACCGACGGCGUCAACACGUCUGGAAACAUAAAUGCAUUGGCCUACCCUCAGCCCAUCUGCCCAACGCUCUCAUUCACUCUCCCAUUCCCCCAGUCUCUCCAUUGUUCACUCAUACCCAGCUCCGUCCCCAUCUCCGGCGACAUGUCCGCUUCGUCUACAUCAUCUCUCCCCGUCCCGGCGGACUGGCUGCUACCCCUGAUGGCAUGUCCACUCUGCGGCGACGAGGUAGUGACAGCCGUCGCAAGGAGUGGGAACCAGUCACAUUGUAUGCAGUUCCUUCUAUUAGGAGGCGGCCAAAUUCCUCAAACAUAUUCCUUGUAUAUAUUUUGCUGGCAUGGCGCUCUAUCGCAAGCUUUCAUUGCGCUCACGGUCAAACUGAAGCCUCAUGUAUUGCCGGACAAAAACAUGCAUCGGGCUUGCGGGGGGCAUGUAUGACUUCAGCAUAUGGUCCGCCCAUCAUGCGAAUGAAUUCUGAAAACACGCCAUUCGAAGCUCUCUUCCUGCUCGUCGCGCAUCAACACUCCUGCCAGGAUGAUACUCUGAUAGUGAUUGUUAACUCCAACAAAUAGACCGAAUGGCAUGUCGUACAGAUUUGUCCUGUAUGUGGUGUCGAAUGUGACCACGUCACCAAAGAACUUGUACUGCAUCCUGCUGCUCCCAUUAGCCCACAUGAGAUUCUUCACCUUGUUGUCUUUCUCGGCGAGCACCACAAAGGAGAAUCCAGGGUCACUCGACCGAAUGUAGGCAAACACCUGUAGUGUCUUCCGUACAUCAUCUUCAACCUGCUCACGACUAAUCUUCUCACAAAUGUUCCUCAGUGUCCUUUUAGUGAAAGGCACCUUCUCAACCGAACCAAAGAAGCUCCCAAUUAUGAUGUAUACAUUGCCAAGGUUGACGUUGUUCUCCCUCAA
Messenger RNA from Triticum aestivum (bread wheat), 912 nucleotides. RefSeq lists its product as uncharacterized. The record is from RefSeq and is a predicted model, not a curated record. The coding region runs from base 205 to 570 and encodes 121 amino acids. The transcript has 4 exons. NCBI's taxonomy places the organism in Eukaryota, Viridiplantae, Streptophyta, Magnoliopsida, Poales, Poaceae.